AUGUGGCUUCUCGGAUCAUCUUCUCAGCUGAUGAUGAUGGAUGAGCGCCUGUCUCCCUCCACACGCUCAGUCCAGAGUCCGGGGAACCCGUCCACAAUCCACAGCAUAGAGGCGAUAUUAGGAUUUAAAGAGGACACCAUCUUCCACAAAACAGCCUCCUACAGCAUGACAGACAAAGUCCUGAUUAAAGAUGCUGAGCGCAACAGGGAUGGAACAGUUACCCUAAUGAAGAAAAGUCACUACUCAGAAAGUUUUGACACAGGUGUGUGUAGUGCCAGCAGUACCGGAGAAGCCUCGGCGUGCCCGGACUCACCAGACAGAGACGGAAAACUGUCCGAUGAUGAAAACCCCAAAAAGAAACACCGUCGAAACCGGACCACAUUUACCACCUUCCAGCUACACGAACUGGAGAGAGCUUUCGAGAAGUCCCACUACCCGGACGUGUACAGCAGGGAGGAGCUGGCUCUGAAGGUCAACCUGCCGGAGGUCCGAGUGCAGGUGUGGUUUCAAAACCGGCGAGCUAAGUGGCGUCGGCAGGAGAAGCUGGAAGUGAGCUCCAUUAAACUGCAGGACACCUCCUCCUCCUCCCUGCUCUCCUUCAGCCGCUCUCCCACCAACUCCCUGGGCUCCGGCUUGCAGCUGGACCCCUGGCUCACCACCCCGAUCACCACCUCCACCUCCCUGCAGUCCCUCCCGGGCUUCAUCGGAGGCUCGCAGGGCCUACCAGGCACAUACACCCCGUCACCUCCCCCCUCCAUGCCCUCUUCUCUGCCUUUCCUCAACUCCUCAGCCCUGGGACACAGCCCUCACCUGCCUCACAUCAGCUCCAUGUGCCCCCCACCCCCAGCGUACCAGUGCUCAGCUGAUCCAAGGAACUCCAGUAUUGCCUCACUGAGGAUGAAGGCCAAGGAACACAUUCAGUCUAUUGGGAAGACGUGGUGA
Messenger RNA from Scomber japonicus (chub mackerel), 942 nucleotides. It is a transcript of the gene rax, whose product is annotated as retinal homeobox gene 3. Lineage: Eukaryota; Metazoa; Chordata; Actinopteri; Scombriformes; Scombridae. Gene Ontology annotation, molecular function: DNA-binding transcription factor activity, RNA polymerase II-specific; RNA polymerase II cis-regulatory region sequence-specific DNA binding. The record is from RefSeq and is a predicted model, not a curated record. The transcript has 4 exons. Gene Ontology annotation, biological process: positive regulation of transcription by RNA polymerase II. The coding region runs from base 1 to 942 and encodes 313 amino acids.